Cydia pomonella (codling moth) is the source of this 4945-nucleotide messenger RNA. Its product is annotated as peroxisomal catalase 1-like. The transcript has 2 exons. Gene Ontology annotation, biological process: response to hydrogen peroxide; hydrogen peroxide catabolic process. The record is from RefSeq and is a predicted model, not a curated record. Gene Ontology annotation, molecular function: heme binding; catalase activity. NCBI's taxonomy places the organism in Eukaryota, Metazoa, Arthropoda, Insecta, Lepidoptera, Tortricidae. Bases 1223 to 2845 code for a protein of 540 amino acids. Gene Ontology annotation, cellular component: cytoplasm.
UAAUAAAUAUAUUUCAUAGAUCAAAUUUAAUACUAAGAAUUUCACAAAAUAUCGUCAAAGAAAAAAAACAAUUGUAUAAAAAAUACUAGUCUAGAAUGUUUCGUCGCACUUUCGUCACUCCCUGGAGAUAAAAAGAGAACCUUUACCAGCUGGUGUGGUGAAAAUUAAUUUGCCUCUCUUAUUGAUUGCGUUUCCACCAGAGAUGUGCGAGAAUGUUUUAAGAAACAAUAGAAUCACUAGAGUCUGUGCAGGAAAGAGAAGAGUCGUGGAAUGUAUGGGGCCCAAUACAUUACACUACUCUUCACUAUCCGAACAGACUUUACACGCUGAGCGAGGAAAACAAAUGAAGUGAUUUUAUUGGUUCUUAAGUUUUAUCAACCUCUUUAGGUAAGUUAUACAUAUACUUGACAAUCAGUACAGAAACGUCUAACUGACUUUCGUCUUAUUGUCACUCAAAUAAAUAAUAGAUUAUUAAUUUAUUAAAUAAUACAUAUUUUUGAUUUUUAACAGCGUAACAGCUUUUAUUCUCGUAACAAGUAUUUAUUUUGAUACCCGUCAAUAAGUAAGUUAUCUAAAUUUGUAGUAUUGUAAAACAACUCCCUGUAUGUUAAAUUACGUCAUUUUUGCGUCAACGGCAUGAAAAGUACGGGCCCUGGAUUCUUAACACAUCUCUCUCUAUCGCAUCCUCGCACAUAUCUGGUGGAAACGCAGCCUUAUAUCUAUGUGGGCACAUUAGGAAAGCUAUUGGUUUUCAAAUUAACGCAUACAAAUUAUCCUUACGUGCUUCCACAACCAUCCUUGAGCACUAUAGAAAACUGAGGCAGCCCCAACAACACUAUAUGUACUCAUUAUUGAAAUGCAUGCACUCUGCAAUUCAUAUAAAUCGAUUUAUUUACACGUCCAUCAUACAAUUAUAGAUAGUUAUUAACACGAUCGAGAUUAUAACUAUACAUGCCUACCGAUAUUAAAUUGGAAUUGUAUUGAUUCGCGCUCACCCAUUUCCGCUAAUGAAAAUCAUUAUUGCGUGUGUAACGCAUCAAUAAUCAUGAAAUAACAUUUGUUUUAGAUUCACACAAACAGAAUAAAGGUCAAUUAUUCAUUUCCACCAGGCAAAUCUUCUAAAUUACGAUAAUCCUCCGUACAAAUCAGCAAAGGAUUUAGCCAAUUAUUUGAACCAGUAAUAUAUAGAGAUUUCGUAUUUCGCACGCUAUCAUCUUGAGCCAUGCAGUGGCUAGUAGCGUUUGUCUGCGUUGCCAUAGUUAAUGAUGCACAUGGAGUCCGCUACCUCAACGUCACCUUAGACGCUGUGCAACGGCAGUUGCAGGAGUUCAAAAUAACACAUCCGAAACCUAUUGGAGUGCUGACAACUAGUGCUGGAAGACCGGUGGAGGUGCGGGAGUCAGUUACCCUCAACACAGAUUUCUUCAAUAAUCCGCAUUUCUGGGACCUCCAGACUGCAUCCGAUCAUGAACGCAUCCCUGAGCGCACGGUGCACGCGCGUGGCACGGGCGCCUUCGGCUACUUCGAGGUUACAAACGACGUCUCCAAAUACACCAAAGCGGAUGUCUUCAAUGGCAUUGGAAAGAGAACCCCCGUCGUCGUCCGAUUCUCCUACCUAGUCCAAGGUCGCGCAGGAUUAGAUGUUGUCAGAGAAACGGGAGCCCUAACUACCAAAUUCUACACAAACGAGGGCAAUUUAGAUUUUCUUAGCUUAUCAUUCCCAGUUUUCCUCUAUAAUUCUCCACAUGAAUUCAAUUCGUUGGCACAUGCUUUCAAAAGGAAUCCUAAGACAUACAUUGUCGAUCCUACAGCUCGCUUGGACCUCGUCACUCUUACGCCUGAAAGUAUCCACCAGAUAUUGUGGUUGUUCUCUGAUUAUGGUAUCUUUAAUGGAUACAGGCAUAUGAAUGCAUUCCCUGUUCAUGCAUACGAGCUCGUCAACAAACAUGGUGACAGCUACUUUGUGAGGUUUAAUUUCAUAACUGAACAGGGCCUGGAGUUACUCAGCGAUCGAGCUGCCGGUGCUCUUAGAGCUAAUGACCCAGAUUACUCCACCAGAGACCUUUACGAUGCAAUAGCUGCAGGAAACUAUCCCUCUUGGAGACUAGAUAUGGACAUCAUUCCGAAGUCCCACAUUCCUAAGCUUAAUUACAAUCCUUUUGACAUGAGUACUUUGUGGAAAAAUGGAACAUACCAUACUGUAACUAUUGGACGCCUAGUAUUAAACAGAAACCCUGAGAAUCAGUUUAAGGAUGUCGAACAAACGGCCUUCAAUCCCGGUAACUUGGUGCCCGGAAUACCAGGACCGGUUGACGACGCUUUCAAAGUGCGAAGAUUCUCCUAUCGAGAUACUCAAUCUUACCGGUUAGGCAUCAAUCAUAAUAAUAUUAGAGUGAAUCAGCCAAAGUAUAGGAAGAUCUACAACCGAGACGGCUUGCCGCCAGUGCUAGAUAAUAUGAAAGAUGCGCCGAAUUACUAUGAGAACUCAUUUAACGGCCCAGUUCCAUAUGUGGACGUAGCGAAGCCUAAAGAGGCACUAUCAGUUAAGUUCAAACAGUCGGUAGAUCUUGGAGAGUCUUCUUAUUUCUAUAACACGUACGUUAAUACGGAGGGUAAGAGGAACAGGAUGGCAGCAAACUUAGCCAGCGUCAUGGUGAACGCGGUUGAAGAAGUGCAGAUGAAAUUUUUGAAGAUCAUGUAUCUCAUAGACCGUGACCUGGGCGCGCGCGUCGAGGCCGCACUGCCGGUCGCUGAGGAGCAGAAGCUUUUGGAGCGCCCAAGGCUCGUAGUAGUCGAGGAGUACCCUAAAACAUAUGAUUUAGUGCCCAUGUGCCAGUGCCAUUAAUGAAAAAUCUUUAGGGAACACUUUAGCAGAGCUGUAUCUUUAUGUAUAUUGUAUAUACAUAUGUUACUUUUUCGCACGAAAACAAGUUUACACAAGAACGAUAAAACUAAAAUAAAAUGCAUCUGUACAAUGGCAAACUAAACUCUUAAUUUUAUUUUAUUUAUGAUGUUAUAAAUGGCAUUUGUUACAGCAGCUACAAAAGGAUACUUCUCUAUAUUGUUUGGUUUGUUUUAUAAUAAUAAAUAGAAAAAAAACCUACUUCACAAAAGAACAGUUUGGAAUGCCCUUUAAAUUAUUCAUGACCAUAGUGCAUCUCUUAACAAUUACAUUUAGCUCCAAGACGUAAAAUACUUAUUGUGGAGGAGUUCUGUUCCAUUUCAUCAAAUAGCACUGUUUAAAUGCAAAUGCUUGUCUUUUAGAUAAAAACGCUAUAAGCAUGCUCUUAACAUUUUAGGAGUUCCCUUAAUUCCUCGUGGAUCCAUCAGAACUCGACGUUGACAAAAAUGUUGCUUAAAACCUAACUUGCUGUCCUUGCUGAACAAUUUUAAUGAAGAAGACAUAUCACUAAAUCCGAAAUACGUGUCGUUGAGGUGUUUUGUGAAGUCGGUUUUUCUUCUUCUAAAGAUUAUGGAAAAUUGAAGUCAAAAGUAAUGUGUGGUACAUAUUUACAUAAUAUAUAUAGGUAAUGAUAUAUAUUAGUAAUAGCCGUAGAUAGUAUGGAGGCUUUACCUACUAUUAAAACCAUCCCCCCCCCCUUCCCUCAUCUGAUAGAUAGGUACUUAUGUACGUGUACGUUGACACCUAAAUUAUUUUAUCAUCCACACCUGACUGAACUACUGAAAUGGUUUAAAGUACCAUUAUUGGUGAGUUAGAAGUGUUGCUGUUUGCGGUCGAAGCUGUCAUAAAACAAUUUCCAAGUUUAAACUACACAGCUGGCAGUUCGCAGUUGUCUUUGGGCGGUAAUGUCUUGAGGACUAUUUUGUGUUUUCUGAUGUCUUGUGGUUUUGAAAUUUGGGGCUGGGAAUCUUACUUGUUCAUUUUAACAACUGUUGGCAGCCUGAAAUGGCAGAUGUGAAAUGUGCUUACAAACAAAGGAUGUCUAAUGUCCUUAUAAAUGACCGCUGUGAAAAGGUGAUUAUAUUUCAUAUUUCCUUUAUUGCAAACCAUGGUACAUAUGUCAUGUAUGUGUAUAUGGUAUGUAUAUCAUUAUCUACUUUCCACAUAAUUCCGCGAAAGUUGCAGCCAUGGAAUGAAUUCUCUACAGUAGUUUUCCAAAUGAAUACACACAUAUUCGUAGGUUGUAGAUACAGUUUUUUUGAAGUGUCAGCAAUUUGAAUGUGACACCACUGGAGUUGUAAUUGUCAAUGGCACCAUAUCACAUAAUUGCCUUGUUUCAGAAAAGUGUUUACAACAAGGUGUAGAAGCUUUUAUUCAGUUUCAAUUGUGCCGUUGUCAGUGUGUAAUCAAAUUUUGCAAGCUUAAUUUGUCGCACUUCCCAUUUUCGAUAGCAAAUUAAAUCUAUGAAACCACAACGCGGCCUAUAGGCUAUAUUGAUCGUGAACCUCACAUGAUGUCUAAAUUAAUUUAAUAAAUUGUCAUUAGCGCGUUCAUUUCGUUUGGACUUGUCCAUAGUUGCAUUAGCGCGAGCGAGACGGAGACGGCGAAUGAGAAUUAAAUGAAAUUAUUUAGUAAUCGUUUUAUUUUAGUAAACCUGACCUGUUUCAAUUUGAACUGGCCUCCUAACUUGAAUUAACUCACCUCGUUGAAAUAUUAUCCAUUAUUGUUACGUGCGUGCACUGGUUGUUGUAUUUAAAACUCAAUUUUAAUAGCUUCACGUCUACGUGUUGCUUGUCUAAUCGCGGGCAGCGUCAUUCGUGUUUGAAGUCUUUAUCAUUCAUUUGGAUCGCAUAAUGUUUGCGUGCAAACAGUGAACUGAACCUUUAAGAGCAACCCUACACUAGCGUCUUUUGAGCGUCGGCAUCUAGUCAACGAUGUGGAAUAUGGCAUCGCUGCACAGCGGCUCCAACGUUGCGGCGUAGAGUUGACUAAUUACUACUACUACUAAUUCUAAUUCAAAAAAAUAUUUGUGGUGUAUAUUGC